Molecule: messenger RNA, 2189 nt
Organism: Pseudoliparis swirei
Lineage: Eukaryota; Metazoa; Chordata; Actinopteri; Perciformes; Liparidae
Gene: msantd1
Product: Myb/SANT-like DNA-binding domain containing 1
Exons: 3
Coding region: 219-1061 (280 amino acids)
Biological process (GO): positive regulation of DNA-templated transcription
Cellular component (GO): nuclear body
Source: RefSeq, a predicted model, not a curated record
UCCUCUCCCGCCUUAGGCCCCAUUUUGAGUCCUCUUUCAGCUAGGCUAGGGGGAAGGGCACAGGCAGGACGGUGUGUGUGUGUGCCUGCUUGCAUGCAUCCCUCCCUCACUGCAGACUCAACACGGCUCCUAGCACAGUAAAAGACUUUCAAAUCCAAGCGCCACAGAGCCUGCUUCUGCAAACACAGGCCUAAGAGACACCCUUUUUCAACCCAAAAAUGGCAUCCGAGGACGGUUUCAGCUACCUCAUGGCAGGCCACAAUGAGAAACACAGGCGGGCGCCGAACUGGACCGACGGCGAAAUGAAAGCCCUGCUGUACGUGUGGGAGGACCACCACAACGAACUGAAGAUGAGCAAGAGGAACGCCAAGGUGUACGAGAAGAUGUCCCAGAGGUUUUACCAGCUGACGGGAGAGCAGCGCUUCAAAGAGGAGAUCAAGAUGAAGAUCACCAACAUGUCAUUUCAAUUCAGGCGACUGAAAAGCGUCGUUUUUGAAAGCGGGGAGACGCCGGAUUGGCCGUAUUUCAAGGCCAUCGAGAAGAUCCUCUCCAAGCCGCUGGACAACGGGCGGGUGAACUCUUUGGAGUCGCAGGACUCCGCUGCAGGCCCCUCCACUUCCUCCCAGUCGACAGACAACCUGGUGCCCCCCUCGGAGGAGGGGGGGAUGGGCUUCCUGCCAGAGUACACGGGCUCCUCAGACGAGAUGGAGAUCAAACAAGAGCUGGACUCUUUGAGCUCUGACAGCGAGACUCACACGCAGGGAUCCAGCUCUCACCAGACUUCAGCCAGGAAAAGACACGCCAACAAGCACCUGUCCAUGAAGAGAAAGAAACUGCGGGUGAUGCAGGCCAUGUUACAGCAGCAGAAGAAGUCGAGCCGCGCCAUCGAGGAGACGUGCAGGGAGGUCCGACGCGCCAUGCAGCAACAGAACCUCCUGCAGGUCCAGUGUCUGCAGCUGCAGGAGCGUAUGAUGAACCUUCUUGAGAAGAUGAUCCAGCCUCCCUCCGCCACAUCAGCAUCGUGGGGUCAGAGUGCGGUCAAAGAUCCAGUGAACCCAUGAAGUGUGAGGGUUCUGGUGCUCUGGGGGAGAUCAAGGUCUGGCCUCACUUAUAGCAACGUUGAAGCAAGAAUAGAAUAUAUUUAUUUUGGAUUUCAGUUCAAUACAGAACAUUUUGAAGGUCUGUCAUGUUGCAUAUGUUAAAAGUUUAGCUCGUGUCAGUGCCGAGAGGUACAAAGUUAUACUGUUACGGUUUUUUAAAGUGUCAUCAGCCUGGAUAUCAUUAUUGGAAUGGACCAUGUUAAUUAAUAACCAAAAUGACACAUGCUGGCACUUAUGCAUCUAAUGUACACUACUGUUCAAAAGUUUGGGGUCACCCAGACAAUUUCGUGUCUUCCAUGAAAACUCACACUUUUAUUUAUCAAAUGAAUUGAACAUUUCAUAGAACAUAUAGUCAAGACAUUGACAAGGUUAGAAAUAAUGAUUACUAUUUGAAGUAUUAAUUUUGUUCUACAAACUUCAAGCUCAAAGGAAGGCCAGUUGUAUAGCUUAUAUCACCAGCAUAACUGUUUUCAGCUGUGCUAACAUAAUUGCACGGGUUUUCUAAUCAGACAUUAGUCUUCUAAGGCGAUUAGCAAACACAAUGUACCAUUAGAACACUGGAGUGAUAGUUGCUGUAAAAGGGCCUCUAUACACCUCUGGAGAUAUUUCAUUAGAAACCAGACGUUUCCACCUAGAAUAGUCAUUUACCACAUUAACAAUGAAGAGAGUGUAUUUCUGAUUAAUUUAAUGUUAUCUUUAUUGAAAAAACAGUGCUUUUCUUUGAAAAAUAAAGACAUUUCUAAGUGACCCCAAACUUUUGAACGGUAAUGUAUGUCAGGCCCCAAUGUGAGCUUUUAUUGUAGGGAUAGCUGUAUCAGAUCUUCUGUCGUGAUUAUUUGUCAAUUACCCUUUUAAAAUCCCUGUGGGAACAACAGCGUUGCAAAAAAACGGACUUAUUUUGUCACAUUUUCACUGUGCCAGUGUAAUUAUGCUGAAACAGAACAAUGUGUCGUAGCAUUAUGAAGCAGAAGUUGAGGCAAUAAUGAAGGGAUUGGAAAUGUCAGCACAUAUUAACAUAACUGGCUGCAGCCCAUACAUGUCUAUUUUGUGACUCUUAUUUAGCUGCAAUAAAAAAAUAUCUGACAAUUA